CUGGGAUUCUGAACGCCGCCUCCGCGAGGUCUCCGCCUGGAGUUGCCAAGUAGAGUCGGGGCCGUAGCGCCACUGCCGCGAGUGUCGGGCCGGGGGGCUCGGGCUGCAGUGCAGGUUCACGAGCGCAGCGCCGGCAGUGACCUGGUGACCAUGGCGGAGCCGCAGCCCUUGGCUCUGCAGCUGGAACAGUUGCUGAAUCCGAGACCGCGGGAGGCGGAUCCUGAGGCCGACCCGGAGGAGGCCACUAGAGCCAGAGUGAUUGACAGAUUUGAUGAAGGGGAAGAUGAGAAAGAUGAUCUGGCAGUAAGUAGCAUUAGAAAGUUGGCACCAGUCUCCCUCUUGGACACCGACAAAAGGUAUUCUGGCAAGACCACUUCUAGGAAAGCUUGGAAAGAAGACCAUUGGGAGCAGGCUCUGCCAAGUUCAUCUGAUAACGAAGCAUCUGAUGAGGGUGGAUCUGAAGAUGGGGAUUCAGAGGGCCUGGGCCUGGAGGAGAUCUCAGAAGAUGUUGAAGAAGACUUAGAAGACAACGAAAUAUCUGAUGAGGAUGGAUCUGAAGAUGGGGAUUCAGAGGGCCUGGGCCUGGAAGAGUUCUCAGAAGAUGUUGAGGAAGACUUAGAAGGCGAGGAUGAGGAAGACAGAGAAGAAGACAGGAACAGUGAAGAUGAUGGUGCGGUGACGGCCUUCUCCAGUGUCAAAGUUUCUGAGGAAGUGGAAAAAGGAAGAGCUGUGAAGAAUCAGAUAGCAUUGUGGGACCAGCUCUUGGAAGGAAGGAUCAAGCUACAAAAAGCUCUCUUGACUACCAAUCAGUUGCCUCAACCAGAUGUUUUCCCUGUCUUCAAGGACAAAGGUGGCCCAGAAUUUGCCAGUGCUCUGAAAAAUAGUCACAAAGCACUUAAAGCCUUGCUAAGGUCAUUGGUGGAUCUUCAGGAGGAGUUGCUUUUCCAGUACCCAGACACGAGACAUAUAGUAAAUGGGGCAGAACCCAGUGCAGAGAGUGAGGAGAUUUCCAGUGAAGAUGAUGAGCUAGUGGGAGAGAAGAAGAAACAACGAAAGGCCCCACCCAAGAGGAAGCUAGAGAUGGAGGACUAUCCCAGCUUCAUGGCAAAGCGCUCUGCUGACUUCACCAUCUACAGGAACCACACACUACAGAAAUGGCAUGAUAAAACCAAGCUUGCUUCUGGAAAACUGGGCAAGGGUUUUGGUGCCUUUGAACGCUCGAUCUUGACUCAGAUUGAUCAUAUUAUGAUGGACAAAGAAAGAUUACUUCGGAGGACACAGACCAAGCGCUCUGCCUACCGAGUUCUUGGCAAACCUGAGCCAGUCCCUGAGCCUGUUGCAGAGAGCUUGCCAGGAGAACCGGAGAUCCUUCCUCAGGGCCCUGCCAAUGCCCACCUGAAGGACUUGGAUGAGGAGAUAUUUGAUGAUGAUGACUUUUACCACCAGCUCCUUCGAGAACUCAUAGAGCGGAAGACCAGCUCUUUGGAUCCAAAUGAUCAGGUGGCCAUGGGAAGGCAGUGGCUUGCAAUCCAGAAACUACGAAGCAAAAUCCGCAAGAAGGUAGAUAGAAAAGCCAGCAAAGGAAGGAAACUUCGGUUCCAUGUCCUUAGCAAGCUCCUGAGUUUCAUGGCACCUAUUGACCACACCGCAAUGAGUGAUGAUGCCAGGUAAGGGUACACACUCACAACCAGCACUGAGAGGUGGAGCCAGGAGGAUCCCGAGAGCACAUUGGCCAGCCAGCCGCAGCCAGAGAGAAGCCCUGUCUCAGGACACAAAGUGGACAGUUCCUAAGGAAAGUUCCACCCCCACCCCCGCCCCACCCCCACACAACUCGUUUUACUUCAUUGCUGUGGUCUAUGAAUCAUAUACUUAUGCACACUUAUGUAUCCAGGCUCCUAUGAGGUCUCAGGAGGAUGCCAGGCACCUUCUCUUGCUGAACCUAGAGUGCAUGGUUUUCUGGCUAGCCUGCCUAUCCAGCAAGCCCCUUGACCCUGUUUCCACUGUUGCCCUACACUGAGGUCACCGAGUGCAUGGGCACACUUAGCUUGUCACACGGCACACGGCACUGCAUAUCUGAGCUCAGGGCUGUGUAGCAAGCAUUUUACCCAGUGAACCGUCUCCUCAGCCCAAUAAUGUUAAUUUUUAAAAUCCAACUUUAAAAAUAAAUUAGCCAAUUAAAUUAUUUCUUAGACUGAGAUUACAGCAAAGGGUGUGGGGGAGGGGAAGAGCCCUCACUCUGCUCUGAAGCUCCGCACACAUGAUCGUAAUUGGGAUCUUGUUGCUGGGUCAUUUCCAUUGUUUUUCAAGUACUGCCAAGUCCCAGAAAUGUAUGAAAACUAAAUUAUAUCCCCUACAUCCCAUGUCUGAUUGAAUCCUCUCGUUGCUUGCCAGUCUCAUAUAUCCUAUUAAAAUAUUCAAUCUUGUUUUCUUACUUGAAGAGCCUGUCUGUAAAGGGCAAACUUAUAGAAAACUCAUUCCCUGGAGACAGGGUAUCCAGCCACACUGCACUAUUUACAUAUUUCACUCUGUGAUUGGCUGCUUCUGGGUUUCUUCUUUCCCUUGUAUUUGUGAAGAAGUGCUCCGAGAUGUGGUUCUUAAUUACAUGGCUGUGUUUUCAAUUGAAGAAACAGAUGAAGGUAUUUCCCAGCUUCUUGGUUCCUUUUUAACCUUGAAAAGUUAAGCAGCAUGUUAAUCAGUUUGCUUUAU
Molecule: messenger RNA, 2706 nt
Organism: Mus caroli (Ryukyu mouse)
Lineage: Eukaryota; Metazoa; Chordata; Mammalia; Rodentia; Muridae
Gene: Aatf
Product: apoptosis antagonizing transcription factor
Biological process (GO): regulation of transcription by RNA polymerase II
Cellular component (GO): nucleus; nucleolus
Source: RefSeq, a predicted model, not a curated record